UCCUCCGUGCGCCCGCGCGCGCGGGGCCGCCGAGGCGAAAGCAGCCGCCGCUUCGCGGCCUGUGGCCCGCCGGAGCCGCGGGGGCGGCGGAAGCUCCGUGGCGGUUCCCUCCAGCCUGCCGGGGCUGUCGCGCUGCCUCCAGCCGCUGACGAGCCGCGGGGAGAGGCUACCCCUUCCUCCCCUCCCUCCCUGCCUCUUUCCUCCCUCCGCCGCACGCUCGAGCUGCUGCGGACGGGGGUGCCCCUUUCGCCUGCUUCCUGCCUGGGGAAAUAAUGAAAAAAGUGUGCCACAGCUCUUGAUCAGAGACCUGAAAUUUGAGAAGUCAUUAACUAAGCUCAUGUUUUCUCCUGAUCAAGAAAAUCAUCCAUCAAAAGCACCAGUAAAAUAUGGUGAAUUGAUUGUAUUGGGGUACAAUGGGUCUCUCCCAAAUGGAGAUAGAGGAAGAAGAAAAAGUAGAUUUGCAUUAUUUAAAAGACCCAAGGCAAAUGGGGUGAAACCUAGCACUGUGCAUAUUGCCUGUACCCCUCAAGCAGCAAAGGCAAUAAGUAACAAGGACCAACACAGCAUAUCUUACACUUUGUCUCGGGCCCAGACAGUAGUAGUUGAAUAUACACAUGACAGCAACACAGAUAUGUUCCAGAUUGGUCGGUCAACAGAGAGUCCUAUAGACUUUGUUGUGACAGAUACAGUUCCUGGAAGUCAAAGUAAUUCCGAUACGCAGUCCGUGCAGAGCACUAUAUCAAGGUUUGCUUGCAGAAUCAUAUGUGAGCGGAACCCUCCCUUUACAGCAAGAAUAUAUGCUGCAGGAUUUGACUCCUCAAAAAACAUCUUUCUUGGGGAGAAAGCUGCAAAGUGGAAGACAUCAGAUGGGCAGAUGGAUGGACUAACCACAAAUGGAGUUCUUGUUAUGCAUCCCCGUAAUGGAUUUACUGAAGACUCCAAGCCAGGGGUGUGGAGAGAGAUAUCUGUGUGUGGGAAUGUGUUCAGCCUCCGUGAAACCAGAUCAGCUCAGCAGAGGGGUAAAAUGGUAGAGAACGAAACGAACCAACUCCAAGAUGGCUCUUUAAUUGACCUCUGUGGAGCAACCUUGCUGUGGCGCACUGCAGAAGGCCUGUCACGUACUCCUACUGUCAAACACCUGGAGGCACUAAGACAAGAAAUAAAUGCAGCAAGACCUCAGUGUCCUGUAGGAUUUAAUACUUUGGCAUUUCCUAGCAUGAAGAGAAAAGAUGUUGUAGAUGAGAAGCAACCAUGGGUGUAUCUGAACUGUGGCCAUGUUCACGGUUAUCACAACUGGGGAAACAAAGAAGAGAGAGACGGCAAGGAUCGAGAGUGUCCCAUGUGCCGCUCUGUUGGCCCCUAUGUGCCUCUGUGGCUUGGAUGUGAAGCAGGAUUUUAUGUGGAUGCAGGACCUCCAACUCAUGCAUUCAGCCCAUGCGGACAUGUAUGCUCAGAAAAGACAACUGCAUACUGGUCCCAAAUUCCUCUUCCUCAUGGUACUCACACGUUUCAUGCAGCCUGUCCAUUCUGUGCGCAUCAGCUGGCUGGUGAGCAAGGUUACAUCAGACUCAUUUUCCAAGGACCUCUUGACUAACACAUGUGUUAUCAAGGACUACAGUAAACUGAUAAGCUAAGCGAUUCUGAUUUUUAAACUGUCUUUCUUAUUCUCUGGGUUUUGUUGGUUUGCAGUAAGAUGAAGAAUUUUUGUUUUUGUUACAACAGCUAAAUCCCUCUCUAUCAAGAAAAGUUUGGAAAUGGAAGAAAUGGAAGGUGAAGGGGGAGAACUCUUGCUGCUUUAGUUAUUCACUGUUUCUGAAGAGGUGAAGAAAGUGUUCUUGAGUGAAAUUCAAUGCCUUCAGUUUAAUAGUUUUGAAUUAUAUGCCCAUGAUGUUUGAAAGUUGUUUCAUUCUUUUUGUAUAUGGAAGGUAAAUAAUUCAAAGAACAUUAGUUUACAGCUUGGAUGCAAACAUUGUAAAAUAUAACAUGUAUAUUAACUCUUUUCUAUUUAUCUUUAUUAUUGAAAAUAUCUAGAGCAUUUAGAGUAGCAUGGUCAUAGUGUGUUACAUUCAGCAAUUGGAUGUGUAGAGUAGUUCUGGAUGGAGAUGGAUAUGAGACAGAAAUGGUAGAAAAAUCUUUUUUAAUCUGAAAUACUGAGUUCUUAGAAUAGCUAAAAUGCUUUUUAAAGUUAAUGCAAGUUAUGUUGGCAUAAAGAUGUGCUUUAACCAUGUGAAAGGUAGCUAAGAAGGACUUCUUAAAAUGUCUUUUUGGUAGGACUGUAAGAUCUGGUUGUGAGAAAAUAUUUACCAGACUCUUAGAAUAUGCAACUUAGUCUAGAUUAAGGAUUUUUUCUCCCUUCAUGCUAACAUAUGUUUUCAUUUAACAUUAGUAACAUUUGUGAGGGGUUUUUCAUUCUUCAGCAUUGGCAAACCUGAAAGAUAAGGCUCCUUUUUUUUUUUCCUUGCUGUUUGGGGGGAGAGAAGGUGCAUGUGUAGGGAGCAGGGACCAGCUUGAGAAGCAGCCAGAAAGGGGACUUGUCUGUUGGGUGUUCUGCAUUUAGUGUGGCCCAUUGCAGCCUGGAAGGCUCGGGCACAUGGGUAACCGGCGUCAUACGCUCGCCUGUCUGCCUUAAGGAGCCAGGGACACAUACUCACUUAGGCCCCAGACAGAACCUGGUUGAAGCCUGGCACUUAAUGGGUGUUUGCCUGUGUCCUAGCAUCACCGUGUUACUUGGCACAACCAGCAGUCUGUUAGAGAAGAGCUUGAGCUGGGACCGAGUAGAACUUGUAGACCUUAGUUUGAGAAGCCUGCAUAAAGACCAUCCACGCUGUGGUGGGCUCUAGCAGGUCUUGCUCAGCACCACAGAAAUGUUCCCCUUUCUGUACCCUUCCUUUCCCUUCUGUAUCCACCAGAAAAGGCCAGUGCACUACAUCCAGCUUUGCUGUUAAGCCACCAUGCUUCAUGGCAAAUACACAACCUGAUCUUUCCAGGAUUGAGUUGAACAUUUUUUUAGCCCGCUUCAUACUUUUUUUCCAAAUAUGUACUGUAUAAUUGACAGUAGUAAAUUUCUGUACUUUAUAGCAUAACUUUAAUUUUUUUCAAAGCUGUUUUCUUGGUUUAGAGACCUGUGUUGCUUAGAUGUCAUGAAUUAUUUACUUUGACUCUCAAUUGUUUCUCCAUUAAAAAAAAUUAUAUAUAUUGUUUGGUUCACUCAGGAAAUGCAUGUGUCAGGAAACCUGUAUUAUAAGUUCAGUUAGCUGUCAUGUACAAGUAACUGCUGUUACUCCCUUUUCAUAGAAAUAUAACUGAUUUUGACAUUUUCCAUAUUAUAUGCAGUAAGUAAUGAAACUUAUGCAGCAAGAAACCCCUGUAUUGUAGUUGUUCUAAUCAUUUAAUUCAGACUCUAUUAUACUGUAGUUUAAUUUUUAUUUGCAAAUUAAUUUAU
This is a messenger RNA of Rhea pennata, 3442 nucleotides long. RefSeq names its product pellino E3 ubiquitin protein ligase 1 (gene PELI1). Gene Ontology annotation, biological process: regulation of Toll signaling pathway; protein K48-linked ubiquitination. NCBI's taxonomy places the organism in Eukaryota, Metazoa, Chordata, Aves, Rheiformes, Rheidae. The transcript has 7 exons. The record is from RefSeq and is a predicted model, not a curated record. Gene Ontology annotation, molecular function: protein binding; ubiquitin protein ligase activity. The coding region runs from base 338 to 1594 and encodes 418 amino acids.